Molecule: messenger RNA, 813 nt
Organism: Orbicella faveolata
Lineage: Eukaryota; Metazoa; Cnidaria; Anthozoa; Scleractinia; Merulinidae
Source: RefSeq, a predicted model, not a curated record
GGAGGAGGUGGAGGAGAAGGAAGAGAAAGAGCUGUCGCUACCGUUUUGACUUUCGUUAUCAAUGUCUGUUCAAACGUCUUGGAUUAGCUUAUAUUGAUUGUUGUAAUCAAGUCUUAUACUCUAUUUGUUCCAGGCUCUAAAAUGUUCUUUCUUUAAAUUCCGCGUUUAAUCAUUCUGUACCGUCUUACAUUUGCUUAAAAGAAGUGCUUUUAUUAAUUUGUCGGCAGCCUAUUCUCGGGGAUCAUUACAACAAGGACUUCAGACGGCGCAUGGAGACGAGGCAGUCACGAAGAGAUUACGUGGGCAAUGUGGACCGGAAGUUAACAAAUGGUGGAGGAUUGGGAAACACUUGCUCUCCUUUCCAAGCCCUCCAUAUGCCUGACACUAAAGAGUACGAGCUUCCUAAGAACAUGCCGGUGACUCCACGUAUGAUGCACAAGGCGGGUCGAUCAUCAAGUGAGCCAGUCUGGGUGACAGUCCGACAGGGAGCUCUGCCGCCAUUACCCGCAGUCAAAAGAUCGGACAGCUUCCUCACCAUGGCCGAGUCCGCUUCAAGAAACGCCUCACAGUUGUCGUUUAUGGUGGAGUAGAUCACGCUUUUGGUGAAAGAUUAGAGCGACUGUCUUUUGGUUCGUUAUGAUUGAUAUCUUCAUGGCAAUCAGAGCGGGUAAACAACAUCUGUGUCUUUGCGAUGUCUCGCCUGCACAAAUACUUUCUCUUGUUGCUAACUUACUUCUAUCUCCGAGACUGUGCGAGAUAUUUCAGAAUUUAGCACAACGAAGCUUACUGAUUCGAGUCGGUUGUGAAAAAUCG